This is a messenger RNA of Spodoptera frugiperda (fall armyworm), 1721 nucleotides long. RefSeq names its product jupiter microtubule associated homolog 1. Gene Ontology annotation, cellular component: nucleus. NCBI's taxonomy places the organism in Eukaryota, Metazoa, Arthropoda, Insecta, Lepidoptera, Noctuidae. The record is from RefSeq and is a predicted model, not a curated record.
GGUUUUUUGUAGCAAAUGGUAGAUUUUCUAUUCCAAGAAGAGCAACACUUUAUAUAUCUGUCUCUUUCCUACGCAUUCCGUCAAAAAGAAGAGAAGCGAACAGUCGUGUUAAAAGAACUCAAAUAUUACCUAAAGACAUCCCAAUAUCUCGUCAACUCUGCUAGGCUGACUACUAGAAUGGCUGCCAAUCGAGAGGCUUUAGAAAACUGCGCCAGAAUGACUUCAACUUCUUUCAACGUGGGUCUGGCUGAUAACACGAGGCUGUCCAGCCGGGUGUUGCGGCCCCCGGGCGGUGGCCACACUGACAUCUUCGGGGGAGAGCCCGAGCCCCAGCAGACACACCGCCGUGGACCCCCUGCUUCCACCAUCGGCUCCGUAGUUGGCCAAGAAGAGCCAAAGCCAGCUAACGGCACAGACGCGUCCAGCCAGAACGGUCAGAAGAGCCCGCAGGAGGCGGCCCCGGCCCCCGUGGCCGAUGCCCCUGAGCCCAAGGCCGCCAGCCCAGUGGCCGCGGCGCCAGAGCCAGCCAAGGUUGAGCCCCCCAAGCGUGUCCGCGUACCGCCCGGCGGCUUCUCCUCGGGACUCUGGUAAAGAGGCCCCACACCCGCUUAGUUUCGUCGCGCUGAAGAUUCCCGGUGGGACCAGAUCCAUUCGUUUACAUUGGCCGCUCACUCAUUUACUUCUCCGAUUUGACGAAAUCCAUGUUCGUACAGUUACAGCAUAUUGUAAAUCCAUUAAUGUUACGGUUUAACUAUUCGAAUCGCAUUUACCUGACUAGUUACAACGAUCUGAUUGUUCUCACCACGUCCACGACGUUACACGCUCAUGAACAAGAGCACUAUACCAGAUCGACGCCUAGUCGGGUACAUCGAAAUUGUUUAGUUAAAACUUCAUGUUGAUAGAUACGGAAAUUGGAAAGUCCUGGGUUAGCUGGAAAUUGUGAAUGUAUAUAAGUCAAGCUAAAUUGUAACCAAAUUGGACUUAUCUUGGAAGACGCAACGGUCCGAUGUAAACGCUUCGUUAGGUUUAUUUAGGGAAUGCUGUGCCUUUGUGUUUGUCAAGUUGCGUUGGUUGUAGAUAGUUUCGUUGAAACGAGAUCGCUGCCUGGUCCCUGACGGGUCUCUGAAUGUUUGCUUGAUAAGAUAACGAUGGUUCUUUUACAAUCCUCGCAAAAAGGAAUCCUUUAAUAUUUACUGAACAGGAACAUUUUUUCAAUGCUAGUAUUAUUUACCUAUAUAGUUAGGAAAUUAUUUUUCGUAUAUUUUAGUCUUACAUUGUACCCAGCUUCUGUGUCAAAACAAAGCGUUUUGCCAAACUCUCUCUAUUAUGAAUCUAAAGGUCACAAUUUGGUUAAGAUGUCCUACAAGGCCAAAGUAAUUUAACACUGAACUAUUUAAAUUUUUAUGCAAAUUUCGACUCUACGUCUAGCGUUUUUAGAUAUUAUUAUUAUCUUGUAAGGCUUAAAAUUGAUAUAUGUAUGUAUCGAUUGUAUGUUAGCGUUUCGAUAAUUUUGAUACUUUUUAUAAACAGACUGAUCUGUGCCUAUUUCGUGUUGAUGUUGUACUUAAAAUUUGUCUCAAUUUAGCAUUUCAUGUUUUGCAGUUGUGGUUUUUAUUACAAAAUAACUAUUGUAUGCCUUCGCUGGCAAAUGCGAUUAUGUAUAAUAUUGAUUGAUAAUGAUAAUUGUAUUUUUAUAUGAAUUACAAAAUGUGAAAAACAUA